UUGGGGAAACUUUUUUGAUUGCUUGGAAAUAUUAUGUAAUACGACAACGUCACUUCUUAUAGUUCACAAGGCAGUUGUAUUUUUUUUCAAACAACAUAUUAUUCUUGAUUUUGAAGCACAAGGUAGAAAAAUGUGGAUUACAGAAUUUCGAGACCCAGACAACACAGCCGCUAUGAUCAGCGCAGCAAAAGUAGCACACAAGCUCACUUACAUAUUUCUUAGUAUUGUAAUAUUUACAAUAGCUAAUUUUUUUUUCGCACCUGCUGUUUCCAUAUUCUAUCAAUGGAAAUCAGGAAAAGCACCAACGGAAUUUGUCUAUGUUCUUCCGUACCUAGUUAAAUUGCCUUUAGAUUUGAAUGACUCCGUGCAACAUGCCAUUGCGUAUGUGCCAGUAACAAUAUGUUCAGUUUCCUUGAUUUUUUACAUAUCUGGAAUUGACGCGUUUUAUUGCCUUGCAAUUCAGCACCUAGUACUACAUUUGCAGCUUUUACAACGUGCUCUGAUUAAAUUACGAUUAAGAAGCCUUGAUAAGAAGGAUAAAACAAAGCUGGCACUGGAUUAUUUACGCUUAUGUGUAGAAAAACAUCAAGCUAUCAUCAAACAUAGCUACAUUUUAGAACAAAUUUACAGUCCGAUCAUUUUCGGUCUUGGAGUUGUCAGCACUUUAAGCAUGUGCAUGGUGAUAUUCCAUGCAAUUGUUACCAAAGGUGGGCACAAUGGAAAUGUAGCAUUGUUUAUAGUGUAUUUUUCCAUGGAAUUCUCCGAAGUACUAUUGUACUGCUGGUUCGGGAGUUCUCUGAUCUUUGCUAGCUUAGAAGUUGGCUUGGCCCUGUACGAUACAGAUUGGUACAACGCUCAGCAAGACAUUGAAGCUUUUCCUACCUGUGUCCACAUUAUGAUGAUCAGAAUUCAAAAACCCAUUAAACUUACUGCCCUCAAAUUUGCCGAUGUGUCCCUGAUAUUAUUUACUAAUGUGGGUAAAAUACAUUAUUCGUGAUUUCUUUUCGUCAUACUUCAUACCCAGUUAUGUAUUAAUUUAGUUUUAUUUACUUACUUUGUUCCAGAUAAUGAGCACGACAGCCUCAUACUUUGCACUUCUAAAAACUCUUUAUACGAGUUAACAAUAUCAGGUUAUUAUAUUCAU
Molecule: messenger RNA, 1144 nt
Organism: Neodiprion fabricii
Lineage: Eukaryota; Metazoa; Arthropoda; Insecta; Hymenoptera; Diprionidae
Product: odorant receptor 67c-like
Exons: 5
Coding region: 131-997 (288 amino acids)
Biological process (GO): detection of chemical stimulus involved in sensory perception of smell; sensory perception of smell
Cellular component (GO): plasma membrane
Molecular function (GO): odorant binding; olfactory receptor activity
Source: RefSeq, a predicted model, not a curated record